Molecule: messenger RNA, 2076 nt
Organism: Nerophis ophidion (straightnose pipefish)
Lineage: Eukaryota; Metazoa; Chordata; Actinopteri; Syngnathiformes; Syngnathidae
Gene: lpar4
Product: lysophosphatidic acid receptor 4
Exons: 5
Coding region: 550-1614 (354 amino acids)
Biological process (GO): positive regulation of Rho protein signal transduction; phospholipase C-activating G protein-coupled receptor signaling pathway
Cellular component (GO): membrane
Molecular function (GO): lysophosphatidic acid receptor activity
Source: RefSeq, a predicted model, not a curated record
CUAUAAAUAAAAGAGGAAGCCCUGCGGCCUUCUCUUGACCCCAAAGCCUGACUUUGAGUGUUUGGUGAGCAAACCUGCGAGCGACUGGACGUUACCGCCACGUCUGGGCAGCCGUCUGAGAGGAUUCAUCGGUGGCGAUUGCGCAUCGCCCUCUACCGUGGAAAUGCGGGAUAUUCCAUCUCUGACAACCACUGCUCCCGAGUGACACGGCACUCUUCCAGUGACAUCUGCGACUGACUUGUCGGCCAGCCUCAUUCAGCCCUCAGGAUUUGCAGACGGAAGCCUCCCCAGUGAGAAGUGAAGAAGAAUGGAGUUUUAACUUGUUUGUUGACAUUGACAAACAUCAGCCGCAGAAAGAGGAGAUCAUCCAUUCAUCACUGAGCGCCGAGCAUCCUGACUGCCUCCAUUUAUGUGUCCGCCAUGGCUUGGAGAAGGCUUGCCUGGGGGAUCCCCUGCUGACACUUCCGAUCCAGACAUAUCCAGCUUCUGUCCUCCGGACCACGACAUCCUGGUGUGAGCUUGUUCCUCCAAGACCUCCUCACCGUCAUCAUGGCGAGUUUGGUGCUUAAUGAGACCGGGAUGGAGGACUGUGGCAUUGACGACUCCUUCAAGUACAACUUGUAUUCGGUGGUCUACAGCGUGGUCUUCGUCUUAGGUCUCAUCACCAACUGCGCCGCACUGUUUGUCUUCUGCUUCCGCAUGAAGAUGCGCAACGAAACGACAAUGUUCAUGACUAAUUUAGCGCUAUCUGAUUUAGUUUUUGUUUUUACGCUGCCGUUCAAGGUCUUCUACAAUGUGAACCGACACUGGCCCUUUGGAGAUGGACUGUGUAAGAUAUCAGGAACAGCCUUCAUCACUAACAUCUAUGGUAGCAUGCUCUUUCUCACCUGCAUCAGCGUGGACCGCUUUUUAGCAAUAGUCUACCCUUUCCGCUCCCGCUCCAUCCGCACGCGCAGGAACGCCGCAAUGGUGUGCGCGGCUGUGUGGCUGACCAUUGUAGGAGGAGGGAUAUCCGUCACCUUCUUCUCUACCAUCAACAGCACAAACAGAGCUACAACCUGUUUUGAGGGCUUCUCUAAGAGCACCUGGAGGACCUACCUUUCAAAAAUCACCAUCUUCAUUGAGAUUGUUGGAUUCCUGCUUCCUCUCCUGGCCAACUUGGUUUGUUCUUCACUGGUCCUGAGAACGCUACGUCGUCCAGUGACAGUUGGCCAUGGCUGUGACAGCAAGCGACGUGUCCUGAGGAUGAUUCUGGUCCAUCUUGGCAUCUUCAUCAUCUGUUUUGUUCCGUAUAACUCUAACCUCUUCCUCUAUGCCCUGGUGAGAACUCAGGCCUUGGUUAACUGCUCUGUAGAGCGCUUCGCCCGAACUCUGUAUCCUAUCACUUUGUGUCUGGCUAGCCUUAACUGCUGCUUAGACCCUGUGGUCUACUACUUUACCUCAGAGAGCUUCCAAAAAAGUUUGACCCUGGGAAGCAAAGGGUCCGGUUCCCGACCUGAGAGUAUUCCCCGCAGCGACGCUGAGACCCAGGACACGGCAAACACACUCCCAAGAGACACGCACACUUUGGCCAGGAAUGGAAAAGACAUUAAAGUGUCAGAAAGUCAAUUUUGAUGAAAGGAAGAAGAGUUGAACAAGGACAAAUGGGUUUAAGAGACCUUGGAUUUGAAAAAUUGUUUGUUCUGGAAAUGACAAAUGCAUAACUGAGCAGAUUAACUAAAUCCUAGUGUAAAUCCUGAAGUAUGGUCUGGGCUUUACCAAUUAAUCCAUCUCUUGGAAACAAAGGAAUGUAUCUGUUUGUUAAUAACAAUCUGCAACCGGACACAGACACAAGGAAUUUCUUCGAAUAACUCAGGCACAACAGUAAUGCACUGGAUGUUUAACUACUGUAUAUUAAACGUUUAUAACUUACUGACUUACAUGUUAUUGUUUAAAUUGCAACGAAAUACAGUACAUUGCUGUCAGUGUUUAUUGAGGUGGCACCCAUUAUUAACACAAUACAUUACAUCUGGGGUGGGAAGACACAAUAUUUCUUGUGCUGAGGUUAAGAGCCAUUAAAUCAUUGUUUUGAUUUGC